Myripristis murdjan (pinecone soldierfish) is the source of this 3341-nucleotide messenger RNA. RefSeq names its product anoctamin 6 (gene ano6). Gene Ontology annotation, molecular function: protein dimerization activity; chloride channel activity. Gene Ontology annotation, cellular component: plasma membrane. The transcript has 20 exons. The record is from RefSeq and is a predicted model, not a curated record. Lineage: Eukaryota; Metazoa; Chordata; Actinopteri; Holocentriformes; Holocentridae. The coding region runs from base 222 to 2990 and encodes 922 amino acids. Gene Ontology annotation, biological process: chloride transmembrane transport; calcium activated phosphatidylserine scrambling; calcium activated phosphatidylcholine scrambling.
AACCCCACCCGCUUUCAUCCCCUCUCUCAAGUCACAACUUGGUCUUACAACCUCGUCGCUGGGAUCGAUGUUGAGAAAUAAAGUGGAAAAUGCAUGAAGGAGCGGGCUGUGCUUUCGAGCCUUUGUAACAGGCUGUUUUUGGACUGUUGAUUGUCAAGUUUGUUUGUUUGUUUUGUCUCGCUCUGUGGUGCGGCUUGGGCCCCCCGGGCAGGAGCUAGAAGAUGAGUGACAACGACAUCCUUGAGAUGGACUCCGUGUCUGAGACGGAGGAGCUGGAGAGAGACGCGGACCUGGGAAUGAUAGAGGAGGAAGUCGUUUAUCCUCAGGAGUUUUUACCAACAUAUGAAACGAUAGAAGAAGGAGCCUCAGUGGCCAAAGCAGAGGAGGCGGAGUUUAACAACAAACCAGACUCUUUGUUCUUCAAUGACGGCGUGAGGCGGAUCGACUUUGUUCUGGUCUACGAGGAUGAAGACAAGAAGGAAUUUGAGAAGAGGCACACAUUCCUACGACGCAAGCGGCGGCGGGAGUACUUUGAGGCCAGCUUGAUGAAGAUGGGAAUGGAGUUGGAAGCCACUAGAUCUGUCAUAGAUGAGAAACUGAUGUUCGUCAAGAUCCACAUGCCAUGGGACGUCCUGUGCACCUACGCCGAGGUCCUGCACAUCAAGCUUCCUAUCGAGCCCAACGACCUGUCGUCCCGCCCCUCCCCGUGGCGCUUCUUCUCCUGCAUCACCAAGCACUUCUACCCCAGUGAGGACCUGAUCACCAAGGAGACGGAGUUCUUCACCGCCCCCUUCGAGAAAAACCGCCUAGAGUAUUUCUACGUGAAGGACAGGGACCAGUUCUUCACCCAGUCCAUGAGGAGCAGGAUGGCGUACUACAUCCUGAGCCGAGCGCCCUAUGAAAUACGAGGGAAAAUAAAGAAGUUUGGCAUUACAAAGUUGCUGGAUGGUGGAGUGUAUAAAGCUGCCUAUCCUCUCCAUGAUAGCAGGUUCAAUGUCAGGUCCAAAGAAGAGGGCUGCCCCAGUGAGAGACUCUUACUCUAUGAAGAAUGGGCUCACCCCAAGAGCUUCUACAAAAUGCAACCACUGGACCUUAUCAGGAAGUACUACGGGGAAAAGAUCGGCAUCUACUUUGCCUGGCUGGGUUUCUACACGGCCAUGCUCGCUUUCGCCGCCAUCGUGGGACUCGGUUGUUUCAUUUAUGGGUUCAAAACUCAAGACACAAGCACUUGGAGCAAAGAGGUGUGUCACCCUGAGAUAGGAGGAGCCAUCGUGAUGUGCCCACAGUGUGACAAAGACUGCACUUACUGGAGGUUAAACAGCACCUGUGAAACUUCAAAAAAACUUUGCAUAUUUGAUAACUUUGGAACCCUGGUGUUUGCUGUUUUUAUGUCAAUCUGGGUUACGCUGUUCCUGGAAUUCUGGAAGCGCUACCAGGCGGAGCUGGAGUACGAGUGGGACACCGUGGAGUUCCUGGAGCAGGAAGAGCAGCCUCGUCCGGAAUACGAAGCCAAGUGUAUCCACGAGAGGAUAAACCCUAUCACACGAGUGAAAGAAAAAGUGCCUUUUACAGCUUGUGGUCGGUGUAUUCGUGUGUCUUUAGGGAUGGGGACCGUCCUGUUCUGGCUUCUGUUGAUCCUGGCGUCCGUGGUGGCCAUCAUCGUGUACCGCCUGGCUGUGUUCUUCUCCUUCUCGAAAAAACUCAGAGCUCAGGACCUGAAGGAGCUGGAGCCUUUCAAGGAGUACGUGACGCCGCAGAUGGCCACCUCCGUCACAGCCUCCAUCAUUAGCUUCGUCGUCAUCAUGAUCCUCAACAUUCUCUACGAGAGAGUUGCCAUCUGGAUCACCGACUUCGAGCUCCCACGGACCAAGACGGAGUACGAGAACAGCUUGACUCUGAAGAUGUUCCUGUUUCAGUUCGUCAACUACUACUCCUCCUGCUUCUACAUCGCCUUUGCCAAGGGGAAGGUGGUCGGCUACCCCGGACAACCUGUUUAUCUACUGGGGAAGUACCGGAACGAGGAGUGUGACCCCGGGGGCUGUCUGAUUGAGCUGACCACUCAGCUCACCGUCAUCAUGGGUGGAAAAGCCAUCUGGAAUAACAUUCAGGAGGUCCUAAUGCCGUGGGUGAAGAACCUGAUAUUCCGCUACUGCACCCGAGUGGGUUCAGAGAAGGUGAUUCCUCGCUGGGAACAGGACUAUCAGCUCCAGCCAAUAGGAAAAUUAGGAUUGUUCUAUGAAUAUCUUGAAAUGGUGAUCCAGUUUGGCUUUGUGACCCUGUUUGUGGCCUCCUUCCCCCUGGCUCCAGUCCUGGCGCUGGUCAACAACCUGUUUGAGAUUCGGGUGGACGCCUGGAAGAUCACUACUCAGUUUCGCCGCAUAGUGCCAGAGAAGGCCCAGGAUAUAGGGGCCUGGCAGCCCAUCCUCCAAGGCGUUGCCAUCUUGGCUGUGGCCACAAAUGCGAUGAUCAUUGCUUUUACAUCAGACAUGAUCCCACGCUUGGUGUACUACUGGUCUUUCUCUGUGUACCCGUAUGGAGACUACUCUGAAAACACCAUGGAGGGCUACAUCAACAGCACCUUGUCCAUAUUCAACAUUGAGGACUUCUCCAACACGAGCAAGCCUGAGAAAACACCUUACUGGUUCAAUAACAUCACCACCUGCAGGUAUCGAGAUUUCCGGUAUCCUCCUGGGCACCCCAAGGAAUAUGAGUACAGUAUCUAUUACUGGCAUGUGAUUGCUGCCAAAUUGGCUUUUAUAAUUGUUGUAGAGCACAUUGUUUACCUUACCAAGUUCAUCCUGUCCUACAUAAUCCCAGACGUCCCAGACGCCGUCAAGGAGCAAAUCAAGCGAGAGAAAUACUUGACCCAGGUUAUCCUCCACGAGACCAACCUCAAGCUGGUGACCAAGCAUUUGAAACCAGUCACCGACAAGUUCCUCGAUAGUACGAACAUGAACCUGUCAAAAGAGGGGCUGGAUCUUGACUUCUAACGACAAACAAAGCAGGGCUCCCGUGCACAACUGGAACAUCUGGGACUCUGUGAAAAUGAGAUUUCCAGGUUUUAAUGUUCGGUGAACAUCAAAAAAAGCUGAUACAUACAUUAUACGGCACACUUUUGUAGAUUUUUGUUGUGAAGAAUCGUUUUUAUUUGCAGAGCGACAGUCACGGCUGAACUGCUAUCAACAUAUAUCAUAAUACAUACUGACCAAAACCAUACAGAUCACUCACAAGAUGAAGACCUGGAAGGACGUCUUGUUAUUUUGAAGUGGACGAUGUAAAGAUGGAGAUGGAAAGCUUUCCUAAAUCUGCCCGUCUCUUGGAGUGUCUUUUUUUUUUUUUUU